This is a messenger RNA of Exophiala mesophila, 2257 nucleotides long. RefSeq lists its product as uncharacterized. The record is from RefSeq and is a predicted model, not a curated record. The coding region runs from base 217 to 1851 and encodes 544 amino acids. NCBI's taxonomy places the organism in Eukaryota, Fungi, Ascomycota, Eurotiomycetes, Chaetothyriales, Herpotrichiellaceae. The transcript is spliced from 2 exons.
CGUCGCCAUAACUGCUGCAGGCCACCUUGGACAGCUUUACAUGUUGACCAUGCGACCGGCGUUUGUCACUUGGGACUCGAUCAAGCUUUCCCGUCUCUGUUCAUGCAUGCAAUCCUCAGAGUCGUCACUGCAGAAAAAGUUGCACAGACCCAAUCCACCAUUUAUCCAUAACAGCAGCUUCGUUUCCUUUGUCGAACUUUGUCGAAUCUGUCUGUGAUGCCACUAGAGCCUGGAGGUCCGGGUUGCAAUACUUGCACUAUGGCUCCGGCAGAUCCCCAUCGCUGGACAUAUACCGAUUAUGUCUGUUUUUUGCGCAGCCAUGGAUUUCACAACCUUGCUGGUCUAGAUGAGUUCCUUCAGUGGGGGAUGGAUGCCCUCAAGAACCCCAAUUCCCAGCAACCUCAACGGGCCUCGUCAAUCCUGCUCGAAUUCGGUACCAACUACUUUCGGACAUCUGACAUGACAGAUUCCUCCAAGAUGAAGUUCCUCCUAAGGGAGUGGACCAAGAAACCCACGGGUAGCCCCCAGCCCUCAAAUGUCCAAGGCCGGAUCAUCAUGGUCAACAACAUCAACCCAGAGACUGUAGACACUCUGGGGGGCUUGCUCAACUUGGAACCAGCUUUCUUUGCCUCGCACCUCGCCGAUUCAGGAAUGGGAAUAAAUGGAGAGAUCCAUAGUGGCCCACCUCUGGCUUCGAGCAAUCUUCGCCAACAGAAACAAUUCUUCACCAUCGAAUACCCGUGUGCCUUUGUCACUAACAAUUGCGGCAAGGAUGUGGACAUUGAGAAACUGUAUUGCAAAGGAAACUAUCGUCGAAGAGUGGAGGUUUGUUCGAGACAUGGUAAACAGAAAGUAGCCCUCGCGCGACGCAAGAUAUCCUUCUAUAUGAAGAAGACCUUUGAGCCUUGGAUCUGUGUCGUGUUGGUCGACCCUCCUAUCUCAUUCUUCACGCUUGGAUCAGAUGCAACCUUUGCAGCAUAUUCGCCUACUCAGCGACUUGAUGUCACGGGAUAUUUGGGAGGCUAUCUUGAUUUCCUUGAAGCGCGCCCGCCAGCCAGCAAAGACGAUCAUGACUAUCGAAACUGUACCACAAAUCCCAUGUGUCCGAAUCCAUUCGAUGAUCUGUGUCGACAUUGGUCAAUUAUGUCGAGACCAGACCAAGUCGACUUUGGUUCCAUCACCAUGUUGUCGCUGAUGAAACCGGCCUUUCAAAUCGCCGCGAGUGAAUGCUCCAAUUUCUUCGAAUACAUCCGAGCCACAUUAGAAAGUCAGCCGAUUUCAACGAUGCUUGCCUCGGAUUCCAUCAAGGCCAAGCGCGCCUUGGACCGAUGCAUAUCCCUCGACUCGAUGCUGAGCCGGUACAAACCGAUUCUGACCAAAAACAAGGCAUUUGUCUCCCACAAUGCCGAUUUGAGUGAUGACUACCGGUCGUUACUGAUCGACCUGCAUCAUUAUCGGGCGGAAUGCGAUUCUCAAAUGCAACACAUCCUCGCCGUAUCACAGCAUCAAGACACCGCAUCCUUAAACAUCAUCAAGACCGAGUCAAUUCGUCACGCCGACUAUUCGCGCUACCUGACCAUUAUCGCCCUAAUUUAUGCCCCCUUUGCACUAGCCUGUGCCAUCUUCAGCCUGCCCCAUGACUUUGCACCCGGGGCGCAUUAUUUCUACGGAUUUUUACCCGCCACGGCCGGAGUGGCCGUUGUCUUCCUCCUGCUCGUAUUGCCCGAAGCUAGGGACCCCUUACCCGUCAUCAAAACAGCCAUCUGUGGCAAGCUGACCCGGAAAAAGUUGCUCGCCAAACCCCCGAGUACUCGGGUGAGCAGUGAGAAGAGGGUGGUGGAAGAGGUAUGAUGAUGUCUUUUUUAUGCGAUCAAGGCAGCUUCAGGAAGAGCGGGAGAGAAAAUCUUGCACGACAUCUAGGUUCUUCCUUUUCAUGGCUAUGACUGAAUGAAUAUAUGGGGUAAUAAACACCUGGACUUAAUCGAGAAAGUCUUGAACCAGGGCGACUCAUGUAUCGACACCUGGACGAUCAUGCAUGGCCAUUAUGAUGAGUUAUUAUACACUGCUCCACAGAAUGGAGACAAAUGACAUGAUCUUGAACAAGAUCAGGAGCAAAGCCUGACACAAGUAACGGGAUCGCUAACAUGUGGAUGCAUUCAUUCCACAAGGGUAUUUGAUGCGCACAUGUUGAACCGCAAUGCCAGACACUCUGAUCACUCGCUCAUACAUCGACCUUGGUGGGGAUCUUGACUCUGCC